This is a messenger RNA of Oreochromis niloticus (Nile tilapia), 1124 nucleotides long. RefSeq names its product cytotoxic T-lymphocyte protein 4-like. The record is from RefSeq and is a predicted model, not a curated record. NCBI's taxonomy places the organism in Eukaryota, Metazoa, Chordata, Actinopteri, Cichliformes, Cichlidae. Gene Ontology annotation, cellular component: external side of plasma membrane. Gene Ontology annotation, biological process: regulation of T cell proliferation; T cell receptor signaling pathway. The coding region runs from base 16 to 720 and encodes 234 amino acids. The transcript has 5 exons.
GUGAAAUACAGUAGGAUGUUUCUGACUCACUGUAUGAUGGGAUGGAUUGUGUUGACAGCUCUUAGCUUCUGCCUGCCUGUGUGGAGCGCUACGAAAGUGACCCAGCCCUACAGAGUGGUGAGCACCAAUGGUGUGGCACAGAUUCAGUGUGUUAUCCAUCCACAAAGCCUGAAAUACCCAUACCCUGAGGAGGCCAGAGUCAGUGUGCUGAAGGGCCUCCAUGGCCACCAAGAACUCUGCUUCUCCAUCCUUAACUUCACAGACCAGAGAGAGACACGUAUGGAGCAAAAAGAUCAGGUGCAGUGUACUGCUGAGACCACACACGACACUGUGGAGGUGACACUCUCUGGACUGAAUGUCACUGACACAGAUAUGUAUCGCUGUGAAAUCUGGAUCUUCUACCCACCACCGUACCUGGAGCUUAUUGGCAAUGGCACACUCAUUCAUGUCCUCGACAGCUCCAGGUGCCCCGUGCAGGAAACUCAGAGGCAAAGUCACCACCAGGGUGAAGAAGAGGAAGAUGAUGAUAACACGGCACCAGUCAGUGUUCCGGUGGUUGUCCUGGUGAUAGCAAUCAUUUGUGUCUUAAUCAUCAUCAUCUACUUCCAGACUGUCCAAUGUGAACGAGGGAGGAGAGAAAUGUUGAGGCCGUGGCCUGGCAUGCUUCAUAAGGUGGACGGAGCUUCAGUUCCAUGUGAAAACAUCGUCUGUAAUAUGUGAACGUUGAUCGUGGAGCUAUCGUGUCCAGGGCAGAUUUUUCUUUGGCUUAGAAACGUUAGAAUAAUAUUAUUGCUUCUACCUAGUGAGCGGGGUGGGGAUUAUCAUUUUCACCUCUUUGACAACUGAUGAAAAACACCAAAAUAACAUUUUACUUUUUAAGUGAAAAAAUAAUGUUUACAUUCUUGUAGACUCAAAUUAUGGUAAAAAGCUGUAGCUUUAAUUUUCCAUUGAGUUUAGAUGUAAAAUCACUUGUAUUGUGCACAGCUUAAAUGCAACUUAAAAUGCAAUGCUUGGAAUAAUUAAAAGAGUACAAUGAUAGCUGUCUUUUACUGCAACUAUUGUUAUUGUUGUAAUGCAAAGCAAAUAUUCAUGUAUUCAUGUUGGAUAUUAACACAAAAUAAAGU